Molecule: messenger RNA, 810 nt
Organism: Geosmithia morbida
Lineage: Eukaryota; Fungi; Ascomycota; Sordariomycetes; Hypocreales; Bionectriaceae
Product: TP53 regulating kinase
Exons: 1
Coding region: 1-810 (269 amino acids)
Biological process (GO): protein phosphorylation
Cellular component (GO): EKC/KEOPS complex; nucleus; cytosol
Molecular function (GO): ATP binding; protein serine/threonine kinase activity
Source: RefSeq, a predicted model, not a curated record
AUGGCUACCCCAGCCGCACCCCCCUCGGCAGCGGGCGCCUUCCCGCUCCCCACCAUCCUCACGCAUCCGUCCUCGACCGACCCCACGCUCAUCGCCCAAGGCGCGGAAGGCCGACUCUACAAGACAACAUAUCUCUCUCCAGACACCCCCUGCGCACUGAAAUAUCGACCCGCGAAGCCGUGGCGGCACCCGACGCUCGACCAGCGCCUGACCCGCCACCGCAUCCUGUCCGAGGCACGCAUCCUCGUGCGCUGCCGUCGCGAGGGGGUGCGCGUGCCCGCCGUGUACGGCCUCGACGAGGCGGCCGGGUGGCUCAUGCUAGAGUGGGUAUCCGGUCUGCCUGUGCGGGCGCGCAUAAACGAGGCACUCGGCGCACGGGCCGGCGGCGCCGACGGCGUCGAGCGGGAGAGCGUCGAGGAUAACGAGGCGCUGCGCGGACUGAUGCGUCGCAUCGGCGCCGCCGUCGGUCACAUGCAUCGCGUCGGCGUCGUCCACGGAGACCUGACUACUAGCAACAUGAUGCUCAGCCCGACGGGGGCAGAGACGGGGAGCGGUGCCGGCGGUGCUCCCCUAGACGGCGACAUCGUCAUCAUCGAUCUCGGCCUGGCCAGCGGGAGCACCCUCCCCGAGGACCGCGCAGUGGACCUGUACGUCCUCGAACGGGCCUUUGCAAGCACCCACCCCCGCGCAGAGUGCAUCUUCCCCGACGUCUUGGAAGCGUACAAGGAGUCCUUCCCGCAGGCCCCGGCAGUGAUUAAGAGGUUGGAGGACGUCAGGAUGAGGGGCAGGAAACGGAGUAUGCUGGGGUAA